Molecule: messenger RNA, 646 nt
Organism: Aspergillus pseudonomiae
Lineage: Eukaryota; Fungi; Ascomycota; Eurotiomycetes; Eurotiales; Aspergillaceae
Exons: 1
Coding region: 264-500 (78 amino acids)
Source: RefSeq, a predicted model, not a curated record
ACCAAUUGUUCAAAGUCAAUGAGUAUCCACGAAUUAAUCUGUCACAUCGCCGUGCCCAAAAUAGCCAUGCCUCAGAUCGAGUGCCACUAGGGACUACGGAACCGAACCCUAGUGGGGCUCAAACCGGGACGAUUCACCUUUAAGGUCAAGCCAGGUUAGGGCUGCGUUGCUAGACUCAAACAAGCUAUUUUCCUUUGGGAGGACGGAGUUCGUCGAGUUUCACAUGUGGAGAAACGAUUGUCGCGCGAAGCCCUCUGGUUUCCAUGGGUGGCAGGUCGGAUACGAAGUGCCAGGAAUCGUCGGCAUGUUGUCGGCGAAAAUCAGUUCCUUUGGCGGUGCCAAGAUUGUUGGGGUUGGAGCGUGUUGGAUACGAAGGAUUUUGGUGUUAUACCUGGGGUAGGUUUGAAAUAGAGGCAUUUUUCACUUGGUGUUUAUCGGAAACUUGGGUUGAUUCAACUGAUAUGAUGCUGUCCCUGGUUUGUUUCUUCUUUGGGUUGUGAUCUGUGCUGUGUGAAGAUACUUAGGGGAGUGGGUCGCUGACAAUAGUGUCUGGAUAUCCAAUCGUAGGCAUUUGGCGACAUGACAUCCUCGGGACUUUGCUGUCUGUUCCUACUCUUCUGUCAUUGCUUACCGUGUGCUUCUGCCG